Messenger RNA from Trematomus bernacchii (emerald rockcod), 2652 nucleotides. Its product is annotated as transcriptional coactivator YAP1-like. Gene Ontology annotation, cellular component: nucleus; cytoplasm. Gene Ontology annotation, biological process: hippo signaling; positive regulation of transcription by RNA polymerase II. Gene Ontology annotation, molecular function: protein binding; transcription coactivator activity; transcription corepressor activity. The record is from RefSeq and is a predicted model, not a curated record. Bases 117 to 1301 code for a protein of 394 amino acids. Lineage: Eukaryota; Metazoa; Chordata; Actinopteri; Perciformes; Nototheniidae. The transcript is spliced from 10 exons.
CAUGAAUCUGGACUCAACAGUGGAUGUGAAAAAAGUUUGGAGGAAUACGGAGAGAGAGAGAGGGGGGAAACGGUCUGGCUGCUUGAAGAUUUGUUUCGACACCGAAACUUGGCGACAUGGACGCGCACCGCGGCGUGCCUGCGGCCGGGCAGCAGAUCGUGCACGUCCGCGGGGACUCGCAGACGGAGCUCGAGGCCCUGUUCAACGCCGUGAUGAACCCCAGCGAGUCCGUCCGACAGCCGCCCUCUCUGCCCAUGAGGAUGAGGAAACUCCCGGACUCCUUCUUCAGGCAGCCGGACUCCCGAGGCCACUCCAGACAAGCCAGUUCAGAUGGAGGUGUGUGCGGCUCCCUCACUCUUCAUCAGCACGGCCGCUCCCAUUCCUCCCCGGCCUCCCUCCCACUCAACUCGCUCUCCACUCAAGCAGCAGAUGUAGCGGCGGCGGCAGCGGCGGCGGCGGCAGCACUCAUACCUGACGACAUGCCACUCCCCCACGGUUGGGAAAUGGCCAAAACGCCCACUGGCCAACGUUAUUUCCUCAAUCACGUGGAUAAGACAACCACUUGGCAGGACCCUCGAAUCGCGCAGCUUCAGUUGGCUGCAGCUCAGCAUCCCAUCUCCGGCACUCCGAUCCACGCCCACUCCCUCAGCAACCCUGCUCCCACUACGCUACAGCAGAACAUCAAUCCAGAGACAGGUCCACUGCCUGAAGGCUGGGAGAAGGCUGUGACUGCAGAUGGAGAGGUGUACUACAUCGAUCACAUAAAUACGACCACCACAUGGGUCGUCCCGCGUCUAGCCCAGAAGAUGAUCCCUGGUCUCCAUGGUUUGGCACUGCAGCAGAGGCAGGAAAAGGAAAGGCUCAGAUGCAAACAAGGCCUGCCUCCACAACACACACAGGAGGCAGGAGGAAGGAACCAGAUGCCCGGUGGGAUGGACCAUGACAGGAACGCACUAACACUUGUCCCAUCUCUGGAUGUCAGGAUCAGAUCCUCAAACCACGAACCAACACUCAAUGGUGCUCACUCUCGUAAUGAGAGCACCGACAGCGGCCUGAGCGUCAGCAGCUUACCCCGCAACUCAGACCACAUGCUGAGCUCUGUGGAUCACAUGGACACUGGUGACUCAGUGGAGACCUCCUCGAUGUCCUUACAGGAUUCGAUGCCUGUGCUCCCGAUGUCCGAUGGCGAGGAGCUGAUGCCGUGCAUCCCAGAGGGUCUCAGUUCAGACCUCCUGAUGGACAUGGAGACAGUUCUCUCCGGGUCGCACAUGGACAGAGACAGCCUGCUCACCUGGCUAUAGACACACCCAGCCAACACCCAACAAUCAUCAGAUCUUCAUGACAUGACGGAGAAUUUUGGAGAAUCUUCAAAAGUGGUACAGACCAAGGUCACUGAGAGAGUAUGCUACUGCUGUGUGAUGGAUCCCUAACACUCCUCGCACCCUGAGGAAAGACAAAGCCUGACUCUCGCAGACGGUGGUAAGCUGCUGGUGUUUUCCUCUUUUCGGGCCUUGGUCUUACGGAGAUGCAUGAAGGAGCAUCCAUAUUUUUACAACGCUCUUUCCUUUUAGUCAUCGGCCUCAAAUGAUGCUCCCCGCGUCUCUUGUAAAGUGCGUCACAGCUUAUUUUAGAGUGCAGUUAUCUUUUAUUAUCCCCACUUGGGUGAUUGAGUUUGCAGUAAACUUUUAAAAACACAGUGUCAAGUCAAUAAAGUCUUCAUGUAGCAUUUACAUAAAUGCAAGAAAGACUUGUUCAAAUAGCAUUAAAGUUGUUUUAAAGGAUAUCAUAUCCACAUUGCCCGUUGUUACCUCAUUUAGCUUGUGGGAUAAAAAGAGCAACAUCUAGUGCUACUACCUCUAAGCAGCCUAAUACUUUAUGCUCACAGUCCAAAACAUGUUGUUAAGAAGCAUCAGGACUGAGAGCAAGAGAUCAAUCAAAGAAGUUAUUAUGAUUUACACUACAUUGGUUCCAUAAAACCAAAAAUGUCUGCUCUUAUAAUCAAAGCUCACACUAUCACUGCUUCACAUAAACAUCAGGGUGAGAGGACGCACCCUUGUGGUGAGCCAGUAGAAGAUCAAGAACACUAAUAGAGAUUUUACUCACAGACUUUAAGUUAAAAUGCUCACAAACCGAAAAACAGUAUUAAAACCAGAGUCACUACGAAGUCUGUGUGGAAUAUCGGAGGAGUUUUUUUGUAAUUACUAUAUGAUGAUAAGCUUUAUCUGAGGUCACAGUGGAGACUUCGUUCCUAACUAAUCAAAACCUGUUAAAAGCCUUCACAUUAAGAGAAAUGAAGGCGACAGCAGGAGAUGAAGUCUUAACUAUUGGCACUAAAACUGCAGCCAAGUGUGUUUUGAGGACUUUUUUUUAUAGAAAGGAAUGCUGGAAUGAGGAUGUCUACAAUUAAUGAACACAUGUUCAGUAUAAUGCAAUCCAACAACAAUACGGGGUUUUCCCCAGGAAACUGUUAUCCUGACGCAUCUGGUCCUCUGGUUAAUUUAAAUAGUAAAUAAUAGCCCAAACCAAAGCCAGACUUUGCUGUGGGAAAUUGCUCAGCUCUUUAUUUUUAUUUCAUUAAGGGUGGGGUAGGUAGUUUUGGAGAAACCAGCUCGAGUGCGCUAGAAUUUGAAAAUACACAGCCGGAACAAAUCU